AUGGCGGCCUCUACUUCCCUUGACCAUCUCUCCAACCCUUCCAAGAUGUUGUGGCACUCCAAGCUCAACACGGAGAUGGUCCCCAUGAAGAACUUCCGCCGCACCUCCAUCAUCGGCACCAUUGGACCCAAGACCAAUGCCGUCGACAAGAUUAACGCCCUCCGCACAGCUGGUCUCAAUGUCGUUCGUAUGAACUUCUCCCACGGCUCAUAUGAGUACCACCAAUCCGUCAUCGACCACUCCCGCGAAGCUGCGCGCGUCCAGACCGGUCGCCCCCUCGCCAUUGCCCUUGACACCAAGGGCCCCGAGAUCCGCACGGGUAACACCGUCGGCGACAAGGACAUCCCGAUCAAGGCUGGCACGGAGCUCAACAUCACGACCGAUGAGCAAUACGCCACGGCGAGCGACGACAAGAACAUGUACCUCGACUACGCGAACAUCACCAAGGUGAUUGCCCCCGGCAAGCUCAUCUAUGUGGACGACGGCAUUCUGUCGUUCGAGGUGGUCAGGGUGGUGGACGAUAAGACCCUGCGGGUCAAGUGUCUGAACAACGGCAACAUUUCCUCGCGCAAGGGUGUCAACCUGCCCGGCACUGACGUAGACCUCCCCGCUCUGUCGGAGAAGGAUAUUGCCGAUCUGAAGUUCGGUGUCAAGAACAAGGUCGAUAUGAUCUUUGCAUCGUUCAUCCGUCGCGGAAGCGAUAUCCACCACAUCCGUGAUGUGCUCGGCGAGGAGGGCAAGGAGAUUCAGAUCAUUGCAAAGAUUGAGAACCAACAGGGAGUAAACAACUUCGAUGAGAUCCUGGAGGCCACUGAUGGUGUUAUGGUCGCCCGUGGUGACCUCGGUAUUGAGAUCCCCGCGCCCAAGGUCUUCCUUGCGCAGAAGAUGAUGAUCUCCAAAUGUAAUAUGGCUGGCAAGCCCGUCAUCUGCGCCACGCAGAUGCUCGAGUCGAUGACAUACAACCCGCGCCCGACUCGCGCCGAGGUGUCGGAUGUUGCCAACGCCGUCCUCGAUGGUGCCGACUGUGUCAUGCUGUCCGGCGAGACCGCCAAGGGCAACUACCCAUGCGAGGCCGUGACCAUGAUGCACGAGACCUGUCUGCUGGCUGAGGUUGCCAUCCCGCACUUCCAGGUGUUCGACGAGCUGCGCACCCUGGCUCCCCGCCCCACCGAGACUUCCGAGUCGAUCGCCAUGGCUGCCGUCAGCGCCAGUCUGGAGCUGAACGCUGGCGCCAUUGUCGUCCUGACCACCAGUGGUAAAACCGCCCGCCUGCUGUCGAAGUACCGCCCCGUCUGCCCCAUUCUGAUGGUCACUCGCAACGCACGCGCCUCUCGGUAUUCGCACCUGUACCGCGGCGUCUGGCCCUUCCUCUUCCCGGAGAACAAGCCCGACUUCAACGUCAAGAUCUGGCAGGAAGAUGUCGACCGCCGUCUGAAGUGGGGUAUCGGCCACGCUCUCAAGAUGGGCCUGAUCAACAAGGGCGAUCCCAUCGUCUGCGUUCAGGGCUGGCGCGGCGGCAUGGGCCACACCAACACCGUGCGUGUCGUGCCCGCCGAGGAGAACCUGGGUCUGGAUCCCGAGCUCAACUAG
This is a messenger RNA of Penicillium lagena, 1590 nucleotides long. Its product is annotated as pyruvate kinase CDC19. Gene Ontology annotation, cellular component: cytoplasm. Lineage: Eukaryota; Fungi; Ascomycota; Eurotiomycetes; Eurotiales; Aspergillaceae. Gene Ontology annotation, molecular function: magnesium ion binding; potassium ion binding; pyruvate kinase activity. The transcript has 9 exons. The record is from RefSeq and is a predicted model, not a curated record. Gene Ontology annotation, biological process: glycolytic process. The coding region runs from base 1 to 1590 and encodes 529 amino acids.